Molecule: messenger RNA, 1260 nt
Organism: Megalops cyprinoides (Indo-Pacific tarpon)
Lineage: Eukaryota; Metazoa; Chordata; Actinopteri; Elopiformes; Megalopidae
Product: fibroleukin
Exons: 6
Coding region: 25-1251 (408 amino acids)
Source: RefSeq, a predicted model, not a curated record
UUCUUCAGCUAAAAGGGGCUCCCGAUGUCUCCCCUCACCUCCUUGAGUGUCCUCCUUUUCCUCUCCCUGUGUAUGGGGGCUCUGCUGUCCCCUGAUGCACCCACCUGCUCCCGCCCGCCGUGCAGGGACAGCCUGGUGGCCGCCCCGCUCAUGAGGGCAGGAGGGUGCGAGGAGCGCUCCGCCACAGGUGGGUGCAGGCUUUCGGGCCCGAAGCCCCCUGCCUCGGAGCCUCCUACGAGGGGAGAAGAGAGACAGGAGGUGAGACAGGGCCAGUCAGAGGUGGGUGAAGUCUCCGAGCGGCUCGCUCAGCUGCAGCGCUGCAUGGGAGGCCUGCAGGAGCCAGGGGGACACAGGGGCCAGGCUGGGGGGUCGCUGGGGGCCACUCUAGCCCUGAUGGCAGCUGUUCUGACAGAGUGUGACCUGCACUGCCACAGCCAGGCGCUCCGGUCAAUGGCCAAACGACUAGAAGCAGCAGCAGUGGGGCGAGAAGGAGAGAAAGACCUCCUUAUACUACUGAGGAGCAUCACACUACACCCCCCCACAGUGGCACCAUCAGCCAGGCUCUACCCUCAGGACUGUGCUGAGAUUCAACGAAUGGGGAUAAAAGAGAACGGAAUCUACACCAUCCAGCCAGACCCUCACCGCCCUGCCCUGGAGGCAGCCUGCGACAUGGUGACCGCAGGCGGGGGCUGGACGGUGUUCCAGCGGCGGCGCGAUGGCUCGGUGGACUUCAACCGCACCUGGCAGGAGUACCGCGAGGGCUUCGGGGCCCCGCAGGGGGAGCACUGGCUGGGCAACGCCGCGCUGCACGGCCUCACGGCUGUCGGGCAGCAUCAGCUGCGCGUGCAGCUGGAGGACUGGCACCAGCAGAGACGCCAGGCCACGUACAGCACCUUCAGGGUGGCGUCGGAGGCGAACAGGUAUCGUCUAACGGCGCGGGAUUAUUCCGGGGACGCCGGUAACGCUCUCAGCUACAGCAAACGCUACAACCACGACGGGCGUGCCUUCAGCACCGCCGACCGGGACCACGACCGCUACGUGUCCGGCAACUGUGCGCAGUACUACGGGGCCGGCUGGUGGUUCGACUCCUGCCUGGCAGCCAACCUGAACGGCAAGUACUACCGCGGGCGCUACAGCGGCCUCACCAACGGCAUCUACUGGGGCACGUGGUACAUCCUGACAGACGCGCGCAGCGGAGAGAGGUACUCUUUCAAGACUGUUGAGAUGAAGACUCGCCCACGAGACUUCUGAUAGUCCAGC